Messenger RNA from Pomacea canaliculata, 3213 nucleotides. RefSeq lists its product as uncharacterized. The coding region runs from base 156 to 2003 and encodes 615 amino acids. The transcript has 16 exons. The record is from RefSeq and is a predicted model, not a curated record. Lineage: Eukaryota; Metazoa; Mollusca; Gastropoda; Architaenioglossa; Ampullariidae.
CAACCAUCGCUGCCAUGUCGGUGGCUGUCACAAGCCCUGCCUGCCGCCCUGCACUCCAUGAACUGUCAGACUGCAGUCCACCCGUACAUCCUGCCUGCUGACACCGGGUGUCGCUGUCUGUGGCACUAGAGGCUGCGACUGUCAGCGUUUGAGUCAUGGGCGGAAUGGAUUCACAAAAGGAGGAAGGAAGCUGCUGCACUCAGUCAGCUGAUGUCCUGCGCGCUAUCGAGGACGACUUCUGGCGCUGGCGCAUGCGCGAUGCUCCGGAGUUCGCCUCCUCCGUGGGCGACUGCAACCACAGCGACAUCCUCGAGUCCUUCACCCCGUCGGUCUUCCAGGCUCGCAAGGUCCAAGUCCAAAGCUACCUGGACAAGCUUCAAGGUGUGGACAAGAGCCAGCUGACCCAGACUCAGAUUCUUGACCUGGACAUCUUCACAGAUCAUCUGCAAACAUACAAAGAAGGCGCAGUCUUCGACAUGUAUCAAAGCAUGAACCCUGUCAACUUCCUGGAGUCGGUGAACGCCGAUCCUGGGAGGUUACAGGUCAUCGCGCCCUUCUCAUGCUUCAACGACUUCGUCAGCUACCUGGAGAGGCUGAGGCUGUUACCCACACAGAUUGACGAAAAAAUUGCUUUGAUGAAGCAGGCUGUGGCCCUGGGAAACACGUUAAACAAAGUGUCCGUGGUGAGUGUCCCGGCUCAGAUCCACAGGUUGGUGUCUGUCAACAAUCAACAGUCGCCAUUCUUCGUGCCGGCCUUCACCACCAGGCUCCAGGCGCUGCCAUUGCCAGAGUCGCACAGGGAGGAACUACGUGCCAAAGCGGAGGAUGCCGUGGUCAGCAUCAAGAAAGCCUUGGUCCGCCUGGCCACCUUCCUGGAGCAGGACUACUUGCCGGCCACCCGGCCUACGUGUGGGGUGCACGGGUGGCGCGAGGGCAAGCGGCUGUACGAGCAGUGCCUCCGCUACCACACCAGCACCAACAUGACCCCGCACCAGGUUCACGACCUCGGCCUCCAGGAAAUAUCGCGAAUUGAGGCCAACAUGAAAGCUGUUCUGCAGAGACUUGGCUUUGAGGGCACCAUCAGGCAGUUCUGUGACAGUCUUCGAGGACAUCCAAAUUAUCGAAAGAAAACCCCAGAAGACCUGUUGGCCACGUUUACAGACUACAUCUUUAAUGUCAUCUACCCUAAGCUUCCUCUGCUGUUUAAGGACAUACCAAACUUACCUCUCAGGGUAGUCGCCAUGCCGUACGACGGCCCGCUGGGAGAGUACCUGGGGGGAACGCCGGACGGCAAGACGCCGGGUACAUUCUACGCCAACGUCACGCACCCGGAAAAAAGCCCCACUAUCAACAUCAUGGCCUUGGUUCUUCAUGAAACUGUUCCAGGCCACCAUUUACAGAGCAUCUACUCCAUGUCUGCCAAUCUACCUCCCUACCGAGCGUUUGUUGAGGACAGCAACUACCACAGGAUGCCAGCAACAUUCCCCAUCAACACAGCCUACCUUGAGGGCUGGGCGCUGUACAGUGAAUACCUUGGCGAGGAGAUGGGCGUGUACACUGAUGACUACAUGCUGAUGGGUCGGUACUCAGAAGAACUGUUCCGCGCGUGCAGGCUGGUGGUGGACACUGGACUCCAUUACUUCGAGUGGGAGCGCGAGCGAGCAAUCCAGUUCCUGAUGAACAACACUGGCGAGUCACGUGACUCCAUCGCACCGGAAGUUGACCGUUACCUGACAUGGCCGGGCCAGGCCACAGCCUACAAGAUUGGCGAGAUCAAGCUGAAGGAACUGAGACAGAAGGCCACUGAUGCUUUAGGUGACCGUUUCGACAUUCGUGACUUUCAUUCAGUCAUUCUACAAAAUGGCGGAAUGUCUCUCAGUCUUCUUGAGCGUCUUGUUGACACCUGGAUCGCCUCCCACCUGUACAACGUGUCUUCUUCGGGGGAAGGUGAAUGCAGCUCCCCCAGUCAGGGGGAAGGUGAAUGCAGCACCCCCAGUCAGUGAUGGAGGUGGUCAUCCCUCCCCCAUUGCAAUACAUUGCUCAGCCAUGUGAGAAACUGAUGUCGUCACCACCCGAGUCUUUCUACACAAAGUUGUGUAUGCCACGUCACCUCAUCUCAGAACAGAAUCACUGUCCACACAUUCGAGUCUUCCCUGUGCUGUUGCUACCUUGUUUUAAAGGGGUGGGUUGUAUGUAAUACGCACCCGAACACUUUAUAAUUUAACUCCUGAGAAUGGUGCUUGCUUUAAUUAUUGCUUUUGUUUUAUUUCACUUUGUCAUUUUUUAUCUUGUCUAUGACCCAUUAUCCCCCCAAAAAAAAUUCUUAAUCGUUCGCUAAAUUAUAUUUGUACAGGUUUAGGGUGUCUAAUAGGGUUAUAUCAUGUUCACCCCAUUACAGUAACUCUACUUUCUGUCAAGAGGAUGUGUCACCAAUACACCGAAGGUUGGCUGUCGUGGGUUCAGCUCUCGUAUCGGGCAACCUGUUUCUUCUCUGCAUGUGGCAUCUUUUUACAGGGCUGGCUGUCUUGCCAUGACAUCACCUUGGCUGCUGGCUCGGCGUAAAACACUCAUUCUACUCACACACACCCCCCCCCCCCAUGCUGCUGUUAAAGGGAGGGUGUGCCAAUUAGCGGGCGCAUUGCCCUUUGUGACCUUUCCAUCAUAGUCUUGUAUAUGGGUGACUGCCUGCCUUCAGCCUGGUGAGACUUCAGAAGAACCACCUGCUCAGUUGUAGUCUGAAGUGGUUUGUUGAUGUGUAAAUACACAACAGCCCCUCAGCUUGCCCAAUGCACGGGGAUCGUCUGAGUUCCACGGAUGAAGUGUUGCCGUCCUCCAAAUGUCACCUCUGUCUCUCUGAGACCCCGAGUUGCCAGACAAGCUUCAGGUUGAACAGAAGACAGACUGGUCUUUGUGAGUGAAGACAACUCCAACUUCCGGUUCAACGCUGGUUGUCUGCCCCAGUCUGACUAUAAGAGACCUCUCUACAUUUGUACACAUAGCAACAGUGAGCCUCACCUCUGUCCCACUCAGGUACCCACCUUGCGUGGGCAGCACCAUUUUUUUCUAAGAAUGUAAGAAAUCGUUCUCAGGAAUGUCGUUUGAUGCCAUCAGUAUUCACAGAAAUCACAAAUACAGUAUUUGAUGUGAAAAUAACUUUUCCUAUUUUCAACCUUUAUUAUUUUCAGUGCAACAUCUGUGCGUCUGUGAUAAUGU